Centruroides sculpturatus (bark scorpion) is the source of this 3789-nucleotide messenger RNA. RefSeq names its product structural maintenance of chromosomes protein 5-like. Gene Ontology annotation, cellular component: Smc5-Smc6 complex. Gene Ontology annotation, molecular function: ATP hydrolysis activity; ATP binding. The coding region runs from base 80 to 3292 and encodes 1070 amino acids. Lineage: Eukaryota; Metazoa; Arthropoda; Arachnida; Scorpiones; Buthidae. The transcript has 23 exons. The record is from RefSeq and is a predicted model, not a curated record. Gene Ontology annotation, biological process: double-strand break repair via homologous recombination.
ACGUAAAGAUGGCGCUAGGAAGCCGCGAACUGCGAAAACGAAAUGGAGAACGCAGAUAUUUUCGUUUAUUUAUAAAAUAAUGGCGACGAUUCGUAAGGAAUUUUCAUUGGGAGCCAUCGUCCGGAUAAAAUGCGAGAACUUUUUAACUUACGAUUCAGUUGAGCUGAUACCGGGACCUCAGCUAAAUCUCAUCAUUGGACCAAAUGGCACAGGAAAGUCUACUCUCGUCUGUCUGAUAUGUCUUGGACUGGGAGGUAAACCAAACAUCAUAGGCCGUGCCGGGCAGAUAUCAGACUAUAUCAAACAUGGAAAUAACAAGGCAAUGACGGAGAUAGAAUUAUACAACAACAAGGGAGAAAAUUGGAUUGUGAACAGAGAAAUAUUCCCCGAUAACACUUCAACUUGGAUGUUGAACAAACAGUCGUCAUCUCAGAAAGCGAUAGAAAGGCUGACUAAUGAACUAAACAUUCAGAUUGGAAACUUAUGCCAGUUCUUACCUCAAGACCGUGUUUGCGAGUUUGCGAGAAUGUCACAGCAGGAUCUCUUAAUCAAUACAGAAAAGGCGGUGGGGACUCUGGAGAUGCUUGAAUAUCAUCUGCAGCUGAAGAAACUGAGAACAGAAGUUCGUGAUUUAGAGAAUUCCAAGGAAAGUGGGACAAGCCAUCUCGAGAAAGAAAGACAGACGCUUAUUCACAUCGAGAAAGAGCGAGAAAACUUUGAAGAACGUCAGAGACACCUCGAAGAAGUGGCAGUUUUAAAACAGAAGAGGGCUUGGGUGGAAUACAACGAAGUUCGUAGGGUUUUCUGUGCUAAGAAACAAGAAAAGAAUAAACUCUCAGACAAAUUAAAAGCUUUAAAAAAUUCCAAUCAGCCUUUAGAAAAAAAACUUCAGGAAUUAAGAAACAGUUUCUCUAAAUUAGAGGAGGAAAUGAAAGAAAUUGGUUUGAAAAUAAGGAAUCAAGGUGUGAGUGUUACUAAUGUUACAAGAGUAAUACAAUCAUAUAAAGAUAAGAUAACCGAAUGCAACAAUGAAUUAGCUGCUAAACAACAGGAUGAAAUGCAAAGAUUAGCCAGACUCCACACAAUGAAACAACAAUUAGAAGGAAUGAAGAAUGAGUUAGCCUCCAUCAUGCAGAACAGUCGCGACAUCGAGCCAUUACUAAAGGAAGUCAAUAUAAACCAACAAAAAGUAUCUCAAGAACUGUUAAGGGUACAGAAUGAGAAAGAUAAUUGUAGGUCCUCAAUUCAGAAGAAGGAUGGAGAAAUUAAAACUUUACAACGAGAUCUGCAGAGAAAUCAAGACGUGGCCCAAAUUAAAUUUAAUAUUCUUCGUCAGAGGCACAACGCCGCCUACGAGGCUUCUGUGUGGCUUCGGAAAAAUAAGAACCAAUUCAAAAAACCUGUCUAUGAUCCAAUAAUGACACAGAUUAACGUAAUAGAUCAGCAGAAUGCCAAGUACGUCGAAAUGCACAUUCCAUUUAACGAUCUGGCAGCCUUCGUGUUCGAAGAUAAGGACGACCUAAAAGUUUUUAUGGAUAUCGUUCGAGACAAUCUCAAAUAUAAGAUAAGUGCCGUACUCGCGCCGUCCGUUCCCCUAGAAAACUUCGUACCCUCCAAACCCAUCGAAUAUUAUAGAAAAUGGGGAUUUCAUAGUUAUUUGAAAGAUUUAUUCACUGCUCCCAAUGCCAUCAUGAGAUACUUGUGCACGAUGUACAAAAUUCACGAAAUUCCUGUUGGUAAUAAAUAUACCCAGGAUAAUAUAGAACAAGUUUUAAAUGAUGUUAAAUUUCGCAGAUUUUAUACAGAUUAUUAUAUGUAUUCUAUUAAAUAUUCUCGUUACGAUCCAAAUGUCAAAUCAGUUCUGAGUACGGAAGUCAGGAAACCGACGCUGUUGACUGUAUCCACCGACAUGGCUUUGCACCAGGAGUUGACAUCUAAACUUCAGAUGAAGCAACAACAAAUUGAGCAAGAUAAUAUCGUUUUUAAUAAAUUACAUCAAGAAGAGCAGCAGCUCUAUGUAGAACAGGAUAAAUUACGAAAGGAGAAGAAAGAAUUAAUAGUCGAAAGAGACAAAACAAAAACUUUAAUGAUGAAAAUUAGUGAGAAAACGGAGCGUAUUCAACACAGUGAGAGAGAUGCGAUCAACAUUGAAGAGGAGACAGCAAAAGCUACCAGUCAGAUAUUAACUAUUAACAAAAAGAGAUGUGCUGCUCUUCAAGAUUUAAACAGCCAUUCAAAGCAACGCAUCAAAUUGGCCAUGAAUAAAAUUCGCGUUAGUCUCCAUUACUCUCAGACGCUUGCCGAUAAACUGAAAGCUGAAAGAGAAUUGCAUGAAGCCAGCCAGAAUCUACAGAGUUUGGAGGAAGAGUUGGAAGUCACGAAAAGGGCCGUUAUGGAAAUAAGAAACAGUGCAGAACAUCUCUUAAAAAAGGCAAGAGAGAUCACCGGUGUCGAUGGCAAUGGAGAACUGCCAGAAAAAUGUAAAGAACAAUUUAAUCGGCUACCGAAAACAUUAGACGAAAUAGACAAUCAAAUUCAUGAGAAACAAGCUAAGGCGGAUUGCAUUUUUGAGAAAGACAAAAGCGUCGUUCAUCAGUAUCGGCAGAAACGCAACUACAUCAAUCAACUGGAGAAGGACUUGACUGAAAAACAGUACAAACUAGAUCAGCUGAAGGACAAAAUAGAAGAAAUUAAGAAGUGUUGGCUUCCUCAUUUGGAAGAUUUGAUAAAUAGAAUAAACAAUAACUUCAGUCGUUUCAUGUCUAUGAUGCAUUGUGCAGGUGAAAUUAGUCUGAACAAGAGUGAAAACCAGGAUGAUUUCGAAAAGUACGGGAUAUGCAUCAAGGUGAAAUAUCGAGACAGCGAACAGUUAAAAGAACUGACACCAUAUCAGCAGAGUGGAGGCGAACGCAGCGUGGCCACUGUACUGUACAUGAUAUCCCUUCAGGAGCUGACCAAGGUGCCAUUUAGGUGUGUGGAUGAAAUCAACCAGGUGGGAACAGUUUGGUUUUGUGAUGAAAUCAUAUUAAUUUGCCAAAAAUUAAAAAAGAAUCAUCUGCUUAUUCAGGGUAUGGAUUCGACCAAUGAGAGGAAAGUUUUUGAACUCGUGGUAAAAACUGCCUGCCAAGAAAACAGUUCUCAGUAUUUCCUUUUAACACCCAAGCUGUUACCAGACUUGGAAUUUUCAGAAAACAUGACAGUUCUUCUGAUUCACAAUGGACCGAAACUUAUCAGUCACACGAAGUGGAACCUGCAAAAAUUUAUUAGAAGACGUCACAGAUUGGCAAUUUAAAAUAUUCUAUCGAUAGCGUUGGUUUCAAAAGUGCUUUUCCGGCCUUAAAGGGAGGGCACCGUACAUUGUAUAUUUAUUUUUUUAAACAUGUUCAAAUGUAUAUUUAGUAUUUCUGAUAAGCGUGUAUUAAAAAACAAAAACAAUCGGCACAAUACUGUCUACGGAACUUGCGUCAUAUAUCAUCACUUACGUGUGUUGUUGAUCUAGUCGACUCCGUUACUGCAGAAGCAUUGUUGUUUGUUUUUUUCCAAGGUUCGUACUAAGACAGCGUUCACCUUUGCCUUAUAACAGAAUAAAACCUGUUGAAAAAAACAAUAUUUUUAACAAUUAUACGGACAAUAUACGAAAAUAUAUUCGUUGAAGCUACGACAUUCCUAAACCGCAGUUGUGUUUAUAUAUACAGUUUAUUCGAUUUCUUAUACAGUUAUGACGUGUACCAAGUUUUAAAAAAAAGAAACGUUUUUACAAUGGAAACAUUUUGUAUUUUUCAUUUAUUA